This is a messenger RNA of Guillardia theta CCMP2712, 644 nucleotides long. RefSeq lists its product as hypothetical. The transcript is spliced from 4 exons. The record is from RefSeq and is a predicted model, not a curated record. The coding region runs from base 27 to 536 and encodes 169 amino acids. NCBI's taxonomy places the organism in Eukaryota, Cryptophyceae, Pyrenomonadales, Geminigeraceae.
GAAAGAUGCUGGUGGCGACGAGCGCCAUGGCGAUGGUGACGGGCGUUACCUGCUGGACUCUUCCUCCAGCUGCAACGGGGAUGAGACUUGCAACUGCCUCUUCUUCUGCUUCUAGAUCGUACGCUGCUGCGUCACCCGAGCUGAGGACAGGAGGAUUAACGUCGCUCCCUCUCCAGACGAGGAAGGGAGUCGCUUUGCGGCUGUCCGUUGGUGGGCCGCCCAUGGACAAGGAGCCUCUCGACCUGACGGAAGACAACGUGCAGCAGGCGCUGGAAGAAUCGAAGGAGAUCCUGGGAACCAUGUUUGGCAACUCGCAGGAGAACAGGGAGAUCGGGAUCACCGGGGACGUACAGCUAGUCAACCUAGACGGCCCCUUUGCAAGCGUGAGGCUUGUCGGAAGAUUCUGGCACAAACGAUCAGACGUUCUUGCCCGGGUGGAGAACUACGUCAAGACGAGAGUCCCUGAGAUCGUUGAGGUCAGCAUUGAGGAUCCUAUGCAACUCGACGACAAUCUUCCCGAGAACCAGAAGAUGUGAAGCAGCGAGCAGUAGACAGAGAUGUUCAGAGACAAGAAGAGUCAUCGGGAGUUGGAAGAGAGUUUGAGAGAUCAGUGAGUUUGAAAAUAAUGAAGUUGAGCAACAACC